UUUGAUUAAAGCAACGUUGAAAGGUUGGAAUAGGAAGCUAGCUUCCAGAAUAAUCUUAGCAGACUCGUUUUAUAUGUUUUUUUUAAAGAUAAUUGCCCACUACAGUAAUAUUAGCCGAUUAUAAUCGCCUGUCUCAUGUCGUUCUACACGUGUCGACAUGGACAACCGUUGUUAUUCUUGUGCAUCAAAGUUCAGUCUCUUCAAGAAGGAGCUGGGCUGUAAGAGCUGCGGCCGCGCCUUCUGCUCCAGCUGCUUGACUUUCAGUGCAGUGGUGCCUCGCUGUGGCAACACCCAGCAGAAAGUCUGCAAACAGUGCCAUGGUAAUCUGACAAGUGGGGGAUCUUCCAAUGACACUGGAAAAUGGUCUCCUCCUGAAAAUUACAAAAAACGGGUUGCUGCAUUUGAGGCUAAACAGCAGGGGCAGACGACACAGUCUCUGGCACAUGGAAGCAAUAGGAACAGCAAAGCAGGCCAUGCACCAACCAGAGGCCUGAGUAAAGAAGAUCAGGCUAUUGCUGAAAGACUUCAAAAGCUGAAGGAGGACUCUAUGCCAAAGUCUGUCCCUUCUGAGAAAGAGCUUGAGUCUCGCCUUGCUGCUCUGAAAGCUCCCAGCCAGCCAGUGCCUUCUGCGAGGGAGAUGGAGGACCGUCUGGCAGUUCUUCGUGGUGUGCCUCCACCAUCCCAAGCUCCUCCACCUGUGCAUCGGCCUCCAGAUAACAGGACCCAGACGGAACAAGCCAAUGAUCUGAUUACUCAGAUGGCAGAUGAAGUUGCCAUAGAUGACCAGCAAUCAAAUCCUGAAUGCAGUGUAGACAGCCGUAUGAAUGAUCUCAACAAGGGGGAGGGUGGCACAUUGGAUGAGAAUUUGGAUGAGAACCAGGACGAGGUCAAGCAGCUGGAGGUUGAGAAGGCCCGUCUGCUGGAGGAAGCCAUGGAGGAGCUGAGGAAGGAACACCAUUCCCAGGAUCAGGUCCUCGACAUGGCCAAGAGGCUGGCUCAGCUGAAGGGGCAGGACCCAGACAAAGUUACUAUGGAGGACUUCCAGCAUCCUGACAGUGAUGAGGAGACUGAAGAAGAAGCUGUGAUGAGAGUAUUAAAACAGCUCUCUGAAGAGGCUGCACUGGAUGAAGCCAGUGGCUACAACAUACCGUUAGAACAGAGCGGACCAAAGAACACCGAAAAGAAAAAAACUUCCAAGAAACCGACCCAGGCUCAAGUACCCAAGAGUAGGAUUUCACCAGCUGCUGUUGCACAUCCACCAUCAGACAGUGAUGAGGAAGAGCUCCCGUGGUGCUGCAUCUGUAAUGCAGACGCCACUCUUCGCUGUCACACUUGUGAUGGAGACCUAUACUGCAACCGCUGCUUCAGGGAAGGCCAUGAUGAAUACGACAGGAAGGAGCAUCGCACCAGUAACUACACGGCACCAAAGAAGAAGAGGAAGACAUGAUAGUGAGACUGUGCUGUAGCUGUUUGCCUCGUCAGGCUCUGGUCAGUCAUUACAGUUAGACUUGUGCUUUUGACUUAAGUGACCUAUUAUUGUAAAAGAAACAGUGUCUCAGAAGAAAACGCUACCUAUUAUCCAAUGCAAGCCAGACUUUAACCCCAGUUUAUCUUAUCUAUCCAAACUAAAGUGUAGACCGCAGGAAGAGCAGCAUCUGCUUUCUGUAAUUACUAACAGAUGAACUCAACAAAUCAAAAACAAUGGGUAUGCAAUUAAUUUAUGGCAAUGCAAAGACUAGAAAUAGACUAACGAUAAAUAAGAUCUGUAAAAUAUGAACAAUGGAGCCUAUUUUUUCUGUAAUGUACAAAAAUAGAGGCUGGUAGAAAGUGUUGGUGUUGUAGCAAAACUGCUCAGCUUCUGUACACAGGAAAGUUUUAAGCUGUCCAACUACAUAAGACGCUUGAAGCCUUUUUAUUAUGUCACUUGUUCUACUUCCCAGAGGCAACAAAGGCUCAUCUUAGAUGCACUUUGCUCUUGUCACCAUUUGAUUCUUUUUUUUUUUUUUUUUUUUAUGCCCUUCUAAUUUUCACGACAUAUACAGAAAGCAGACGCAUCACGAGCUCAUCUGGGAUGAUGUACAAUCCCAGACUGCUGUCAGCUCUGGACUGAAGAAGCACAGAGGAGUCAGUAUAAAAGGAUUACUGAGGGCUUUGUUUUCUUUUGGCAGGCACUGCAGUUGCUCUUGUAAUCUAUGUUUGGCUGCGAGUCUGACAUGAGUAUUGCCUUUCUUGUCCUUGUGUGUAAUUUCAUUAUAACGGAUGCGAAAUGCGCGAGGCGCCGUGUCACAUAUUUUAGGCAGCACUGCAUUCGUUUUUUAGUUGAUUAAAAAUACACUGAAGCCUUGUUUUUAAUCACUUGACAAACAUUUCCCUGGCUGGCAGGCCAUGUCAGGAUGGUAUGGACAGGGUAGUGUCAGAGAUGUACUGUAAGAGUGGAAAGAGGGGGGAGCGAACAGAGCAAAUUACUAUAAUGGAGCCCUUAGCCGAAAGACCCUCUGUGUAUGACAGGGAGAAGGCCAGAGUGCAGUUUCAUCAGUGUGCAUUAAUGUCAGGCUAACUGAGGAGAAACCAUAAUUACACUCUCCUCUGGGGGCUUGCUCCAUUAAGGUUCGUAUGGAUGGUUACUGUGUUUGCCUUUUCUGGCCAUGUCAGACGUACGCCACAGACAGGAAAUGGAUGGAGGAUAAUGGAUGCAUACUUAAUGGACCUUCCUGCCACUGUGUUUACUCCUAGACCCGACAUGUCAUCGUCUCCUUUGUUUCCAUCACUCUGUUGAAAUAUUUACGGUGUAAAACAAAAGCUUGAGUUCUGGGAAGGACGUGACGACAGCCGAGCUACAGUAGAGUUUUGUAUUUGUCUCUGGACAGUAGCACAUAAGCAGUCUGUAAAAGAAAAUAAGUGUGUUAGCGCAGUAAUAAUGGGCUGGUCAUAGUAGGAUCGUUUACGUGGUAUUUUAAGUUGAUGGGUGUAAUGGACAUGUCAAUAUUUAUUUGUAUGUGUGGAAUAAAUGAUACCUGAUGAUA
Messenger RNA from Acanthopagrus latus (yellowfin seabream), 3023 nucleotides. RefSeq names its product zinc finger, FYVE domain containing 19 (gene zfyve19). Gene Ontology annotation, molecular function: phosphatidylinositol-3-phosphate binding; metal ion binding. Gene Ontology annotation, biological process: mitotic cytokinesis checkpoint signaling; abscission. NCBI's taxonomy places the organism in Eukaryota, Metazoa, Chordata, Actinopteri, Spariformes, Sparidae. The transcript is spliced from 11 exons. Bases 158 to 1447 code for a protein of 429 amino acids. Gene Ontology annotation, cellular component: centrosome; cleavage furrow; midbody. The record is from RefSeq and is a predicted model, not a curated record.